CCUGUAAGCUGAAGUCAAUACGCAGGAGGCCCCAUCCAUUCCUUCUAAUGCCGAACGCCGGUGGUUACGUGUGGAUCGUUUUGGAAGCCGAGAGGAGCCGCCUCAAGGAAAAAGGCAGCGCAUUCUACAUACUCAGGGGACACCUUGGGAACACAGAAGCGCUCCGGGUUGCUGUCUGCGUCGUCGCCUGCCUAUCAAAAUCGCAACUGUAUGGACCAAUUUACAAGCAAAUGAAUCCCUGAUUUCCCAGCCAGCCAGCCAACGCCUAAGAAGGGACACCGUGAAUCGUGCGGGGAUGCCAGAGGUUCUCUGAACGGCUCUUAACCCGAAGACCCUUGCGGGAUUUGGAGAUCUCGGCCGCCUUGACGCGUCCUCGUCCUCUCGGCCAUGUCGGGGAUCCUGGGCAAGAUGAGGAAACUCGGCAGCUCGGAUCUGGAGGAGUCGGAAAGCGUGGACGACCACACGGACAGCGAGGAGUCCACCACGGGCACCCCCAACAACGCCACGAAGGCAGCCAAGCACAGCAUCUUCGCGAAGCGGGCGCGCUUCGGGAUCGGCGACGGCGACAAGGACAUGGCGCCCAUGGACUCCUUCUACCAGAUGGACCACCUGGUCUCCAGCCCUAUCAUUAAGUUUAGCCUCAGCUUGGAACGGGGGAAGUGUGACAGCCACUGUGCCAAGUUUCUGUCUACAGCUUCUAUUGGUGUGCGCGCCGAGAAGGCGUUCAAGAUCUACGACCGAAGGAGGCUCUUCGACGCUGUGGCCCAGGGUGAUCCCAGCGAACUGGAUGACCUCCUGAUCUAUCUCCUGGAGUCUCUGAAAAAUCUGACCGAUGACGAGUUCAAAGAGCCAGACACGGGGAAGACGUGCCUGCUGAAAGCCAUGCUGAACCUCCACAACGGACGGAAUGACACCAUUCCCCUCCUGCUGGAGAUCGCGGAGAAGACGGACAACCUGAAGGACUUUGUGAACGCCGAGUACACGGACAGCUACUACAAGGGUCAAACGGCGCUUCACAUCGCCAUAGAGAGACGGAACAUGCAGUUGGUGAAGCUCCUGAUCCAGAACGGAGCUGAUGUCCACGCCAGAGCCCACGGGGAGUUCUUCCAGAAGAUCAAAGGGCGGCCUGGAUUUUAUUUCGGUGAGCUCCCGCUCUCGUUGGCCGCCUGCACCAACCAGCUCAACAUCGUGAAGUAUCUCUUGGAGAAUGCUUUCCACCCGGCCAACAUCGCCGCUCAGGACUCCAUGGGCAACACCGUCCUCCACGCCCUGGUGGAGGUGGCUGACAACACGGAAGACAACACCAAAUUCGUCACCAAGAUGUACAACGACAUCCUGAUCCUGGGGGCCAGGAUCCAGCCCACUCUCAAGCAGGAAGACAUCACCAACCGGCGAGGGCUGACGCCGCUCACCCUUGCGGCCAAGACCGGGAAGAUACAGGUCUUCGCCUAUAUCCUCCGGCGGGAGAUGAAAGAGCCGGGGUGUCGCCACCUCUCCCGGAAGUUCACCGAGUGGGCGUACGGACCCGUGCAUUCGUCCCUCUACGACCUUUCCAGCAUCGACACCUGUGAGAAGAACUCAGUCCUGGAGAUCAUCGCUUACAGCAGCGACACGCCGAACCGCCACGAGAUGCUGCUGGUGGAACCUCUCAACCAGCUCCUACAGGACAAGUGGGACCGUUUUGUCAAGCACCUCUUCUACUUCAACUUCUUGGUGUACGCCGCUCACAUCCUCACCCUCACCGUAGCCGCCUACUACCGGCCGACGAAGAAGCACGGGAAGCCUCCCUUUGCGUUUCAUCACACGACCCACGAGUAUUUCCGCGUCACCGGGGAGAUGCUGAGUGUCCUGGGAGGGGCCUAUUUCUUCUUCAGAGGGAUCAAGUAUUUCCAGCAGAGGCGCCCCUCCCUGAAGACCGUCUUUACGGACAGCUACAGUGAGCUGCUUUUCUUCAUCCAUUCCGUCCUUCUCCUGAGCUCGGCGGUGCUGUACUUCAGCAGACAAGAACUUUACGUGGUCUUCAUGGUUUUCGCCUUGGCGAUGGGUUGGACCAACCUGCUCUAUUACACCCGCGGCUUCCAGCAGAUGGGCAUCUACUCCGUCAUGCUAGAGAAGAUGAUGCUGCGGGACCUCGGCCGCUUCAUCGUCGUCUACCUGCUCUUCCAUUUCGGCUUUUCGACAGCCGUGGUGACGCUCAUCGAGGAGGAGGACGGCGAGGGGCCCCACCUGAACCAGACCAGCAGCCUCUGCCCGUGCCAGGCCCGGCGCCGUCCGUCCUACAACAACCUCUACUCCACCUGCCUGGAGCUCUUCAAGUUCACCAUCGGCAUGGGCGACCUGGAGUUCACGGAGACCUACCGCUUCAAGUCGGUCUUCGUCAUCCUGCUGGUGGUCUACGUCAUCCUCACCUACAUCCUGCUGCUCAACAUGCUCAUCGCCCUGAUGGGGGAGACCGUCAACAAGAUCGCCCAGGAGAGCAAAAGCAUCUGGAAGCUGCAGCGCGCCAUCACCAUCUUGAACAUCGAGAACAGCUACUGGAACUGCAUCAUCAACCCCUUCCGAUCCGGGAAGCAGGUUUUGGUGGGGAUGACCCCGGACGGCAAGGACGAUUACCGCUGGUGCUUCAGGGUGGAUGAGGUGAACUGGUCUACAUGGAACACCAACUUGGGCAUCAUCAACGAAGAUCCCGGCGGAUACAGCGAGGAGCUGAAGCGGAACCUGAGUUUUUCUUUCAAGCCUGGCAGAAGUUCAGGGAAAAACUGGAAGACCCUGGUCCCGAUUCUGCGAGACGGAAAGCGAGAGGGUUCGCUCAAGCCCAUUUCGGAAGACGCCACGGAUUCAGAAGAGCCGGAAGUCCGGAAGAAAUCUCUCCCCAACCCCGUCUUAUGAUUUUUGGAUGCGUGAACCGACGGAAAGUGCUGUGCAGGUUCCAGAGUCCUCAACGCUUCUGUGUGUCAUGGUAAAAUAUGUGCGGGAGUUAAACAAGCGGUCCGUUAUUUAAGGAAUCAGACAUCUUCAAAGUGUUUGAGUUGUAUCUCUCUUGACGCUUAAGGCAUUUUGUUUAUUGGAUUUGUUUUAUAUCCUGCUUUUUAGUCCACGGAUCUGGCUUAAAGGCUUCAUAAAGCUGUCAAAAGGCAUAAAUGACCUAAACACUCAGUAUUAAAAA
This is a messenger RNA of Elgaria multicarinata webbii, 3166 nucleotides long. It is a transcript of the gene TRPV1, whose product is annotated as transient receptor potential cation channel subfamily V member 1. Gene Ontology annotation, biological process: calcium ion import across plasma membrane. Gene Ontology annotation, cellular component: plasma membrane. The transcript has 18 exons. NCBI's taxonomy places the organism in Eukaryota, Metazoa, Chordata, Lepidosauria, Squamata, Anguidae. Bases 388 to 2889 code for a protein of 833 amino acids. The record is from RefSeq and is a predicted model, not a curated record. Gene Ontology annotation, molecular function: protein binding; calcium channel activity.